CCUGAAUUAAUCAUGUUUUGCUAAUUCAGGUAUUAUUUAAACUAAGUGAGACCAAAGAGUGAAGAUCAGAAACAUGAGGCAAUCACUUCAUUUAAUGCUGUUUCUCUGUUCGUUUGUUUUUGUUAGAGGGAAACCGAAAACAUGUACAACAAAACAUCUUGAUGGGCUGGAAGCUGUCCUGAAAGAUUAUAUUGAUAACAAACUUAAUGACAAGUUUGCCGCACUGAAGCAUUAUUUUGAUUUGAAGAUCGAUUCACUGAAAAGUCAUUUUGAUGAGAAGGUUGAUUCAAUGAAGAUUGAUAGUGAUGUACAACAUGAUCUAUUAAAGAAACAGCUGUCAGAGACGAGAAAUGCGCUAAGUGAAUGUGCUUGUGAAAAACAAAGACAGAGAGGUUUGGUUUAUCAUAUGGAAGGAAGUAGAGGUAGAUACAGCCUUACGUGUGAUGAAGCAAAAGCACUCUGUGAGAGCAGAGGUCAUAAGCUUGCUACAAAAGCUCAGUUACUCGCUGCAUAUGAACUUGGUCUGCAAAUGUGCCGAACUGGUUGGCUUGAAGGCUGUGAAGCAUCCUAUCCAAUACAAAUGCCAAGAAGUGCCUGUGGCCGUAGGGGCAUCAAUGAUUUUAUUUCAUCAUCAGGGAAGGCUGAUGUCUUCUGUGCUGUAGACUAAAGAGCUGAUAAAAUUAUUUGUAAUAACAA
Molecule: messenger RNA, 696 nt
Organism: Owenia fusiformis
Lineage: Eukaryota; Metazoa; Annelida; Polychaeta; Sabellida; Oweniidae
Source: the annotation of a GenBank genome assembly